UACGAUUGCUUAUCGCUUGCAUAAAGUUAAAGUGAACGUAUUGACCGCGUAACUCGAAUGAAGUAACUAAAAUAAAAUAAACUCUGGGUGCAGUUUUUAAAGUAGUUAUUUCAUUAAGUGUCUAAACACUAAAAGGCUUACGUUAAUAAUCAAACUAUAUAAACGAGUUUUAAAAAAUUGUGCCAUUUAUUAAGAGUCCAAAACAAGAGACAAUUAAAAUGGCAACAGAAAAACUAACGGAAAAAGAUAACUACAUCGAGGACAAAAAUAUUUCAGCUAUCCAAGGAAGCACGGUGAAAUUAAAAAGAGAAUUAGGCUUAUUUUCUGCAGUUAAUUUGAUCCUAGGUGUAAUGAUUGGUUCUGGAAUUUUUGUAUCGCCAGCAUCAGCUUUGGAACAUUCUGGUUCAGUGGGCUUAUGCCUUAUUAUAUGGACUGUCUCAGGAAUCAUAUCACUAUUAGGAGCCUUAUCUUUUGCUGAGUUGGGUACUGUUGUCGGCAAGUCAGGAGCAGAAUAUGCAUAUUUUCAAGAGGCAUUUGGUAAAACUCACAAGUUUUGGGGACCUUUACCUUCAUUUAUUUGUGCUUGGAUUUAUGUCAUGAUACUGAGGCCUGCUGAAGUUGCAAUCAUAGUAAUGACAUUCGCCGAAUAUGCGAUACAACCAUUUACACUAAGUUUGCAAGAAGAUUACAAGGAUACAGUUAUUAAACUAACAUCGCUGUCCGCUCUUUUUAUAAUGACAUACAUUAACAUAACAAGCGUAAAAUUGUUUGUGAAGGUUCAAAACAUAUUUGGAAUAUGUAAAGUAUUUGCCUGUCUCAUUGUUAUUGGAGGAGGUAUUUACGAAAUUGUCAAAGGUAACACUGAACACCUGGACAAAGGAUUUGAAGGUAGCACAACCAGUGCAGGAGGUGUAGCAUUGGCGCUGUAUUCUGGCCUUUGGGCGUACGAUGGCUGGAACAGCGUGACAGUUGUAACUGAGGAAAUCAUAAACCCCGGGGUGAAUGUCCCACUCAGCAUAUCGAUCGCAGUGCCCCUAAUCACGAUCCUGUACGUGUUCAUGAACGUAGCCUACAUGUCUGUAUUGAGUUACGCGGAGAUGACGUCAGUGCCAGCCGUUGCUGUGGCGUUUGGCACCAAGGUUCUGGGUCCCGCGAGCUUUCUGAUACCAUUAGGCGUUGCCAUAGCGACGUUCGGAUGUGCAAUGAGCGUGCAGUUUGGUGUUACCAGGGUCUGCUAUACUGCUGCGCGCGGCGGUCACAUGCUGGAGAUGUUUUCAUACGUCAAUGUUAAACGUAUGACGCCUGCACCUGCGGUGGCAUUCCAAGCGAUCCUCACUUCAAUAUUCAUCAUAGUCGGCAACAUUCGGACACUGAUCGAGUUCGCCAGUUGGUUCCUUUGGUUCUUCUACGGUCUUGCGAUGGUGGCUUUGCUCGUACUCAGAAGGACUCAAGCGGCUAAACCCAGACCGUACAGAGUGCCAACGCUAGUACCAUGCUUCGUACUCCUCGUAGCUGUGUUCUUAUCGGUACUGCCUAUUGUACACGACCCGUCGCUUAAGUACCUGAUGGCGGUUGGGUUCAUAGUGAUGGGAGCUGUGGUGUACACGGUGUUUGUGUACCAUAAGAAAACUCCUACCGCUCUUUUAAGAAAAAUCACAUUCCUGACUCAAGUGCUGUUUGAGAGUGUGCCACCAAGUAAUCGUCAAGACUGAGAAUUUAUUAUAUAAUACAUAAGUUAAAAAUUUGAUACGCCUAUAUUUGUAAAUAUUGUUUUAAAAAUAGUAUAGUUAGUUAUUUAAGAAUGGACCUAUAUAAAAUAUUUCAUUAAAUUUGUACACUACCUAC
This is a messenger RNA of Chilo suppressalis (striped riceborer), 1845 nucleotides long. The record is from the annotation of a GenBank genome assembly. NCBI's taxonomy places the organism in Eukaryota, Metazoa, Arthropoda, Insecta, Lepidoptera, Crambidae.